CUUUAAGAGGCUCGGAGGGGGCGUGCCGGGGAGUGCGUGUCUCGUCUGCCUGCCGGCUUCGCUCGUGCACGGUGACCGUGGCGGCGGCGGCUGCGACACCAGCCCAGCGGAGGCCGGCGGAGCAGAGGAGCAUUCCGGCGUCCGGGUCCCAAGCGGCGUGGCCCGCGGGUCAUGGCCAAAGGAGAGGGCGCCGAGAGCAGCUCCGCGGCGGGGCUACUGCCCACGGGCAUCCUCCAAGCCAGUGAACGCCCUGCCCAGGCGAAGAAGGAACCAAAGAAGAAACAACAGUUGUCAAUUUGCAACAAGCUUUGCUAUGCAGUUGGGGGAGCCCCAUACCAGGUGACGGGCUGUGCCCUGGGGUUCUUCCUGCAGAUCUACCUAUUGGAUGUGGCUCAGGUGGACACUUUCUCUGCUUCCAUCAUCCUGUUUGUAGGCCGAGCCUGGGAUGCCUUCACGGACCCUCUGGUGGGCUUCUGCAUUAGCAAAUCCUCCUGGACCCGCCUGGGCCGCCUCAUGCCCUGGAUCAUCUUCUCAACUCCCCUGGCCAUCAUCGCCUACUUCCUCAUCUGGUUUGUGCCCGACUUCCCACGGGGCCAGGCCCUUUGGUACCUGCUUUUCUAUUGCCUGUUUGAGACACUGGUCACGUGUUUCCACGUUCCCUACUCAGCCCUCACCAUGUUCAUCAGCACAGAGCAGAGCGAGCGGGAUUCUGCCACUGCCUAUCGAAUGACUGUGGAGGUGCUGGGCACAGUGCUGGGUACAGCGAUCCAGGGGCAAAUUGUGGGCCAAGCGGAUACGCCUUGCCUCCAGGACCCUAAUGGCUCUGCAGUGGCUCUGGAAAGUGCCAAUCACACAUACAGUACCACCUCACUCAGAAAAACGCAAAAUGCAUACCUGCUGGCAGCUGGUGUCAUCGCCUCCAUCUAUGUCAUUUGUGCUGUCAUCCUGACUGUGGGUGUGCGGGAGCAGAGAGAACCCUAUGAGACACAGCAGGCUGAGCCGAUGCCCUUCUUCCGGAGCCUCCGGCAGGUCAUGAGCCAUGGCCCAUACAUCAAGCUCAUUGCCGGCUUCCUCUUCACUUCCCUGGCUUUCAUGCUGGUGGAGGGGAACUUCGCCUUGUUUUGCACCUACACCUUGGGCUUCCGCAACGAAUUCCAGAAUCUACUCCUGGCCAUCAUGCUCUCAGCCACAUUCACCAUCCCCAUCUGGCAGUGGUUCCUAACCCGGUUUGGCAAGAAGACAGCUGUGUACAUUGGGAUCUCAUCAGCAGUGCCAUUUCUCAUCUUGGUGGCCCUCAUGGAGAGCAACCUAAUCGUCACGUAUGUGGUAGCUGUGGCAGCUGGCAUCAGUGUGGCAGCUGCCUUCUUACUACCUUGGUCUAUGCUGCCCGAUGUCAUUGAUGACUUCCACCUGAAGCACCCCCACUCCCAUGGAACUGAGCCCAUCUUCUUCUCCUUCUAUGUCUUCUUCACCAAGUUCGCCUCUGGAGUCUCCCUGGGUAUCUCCACCCUCAGUCUCGACUUUGCCGGGUACCAGACUGGGGGCUGCUCCCAGCCAGCACGUGUCAAGUUCACGCUGAAGAUGCUAGUGACCAUGACUCCCAUCGUCCUCAUCCUGCUGGGCCUGCUGCUCUUCAAGCUGUACCCCAUUGAUGAAGAGAAGCGGCGGCAGAAUAAGAAGGCCCUGCAGGCUUUGAGGGAUGAAGCCAGCAGCUCGGGGUGCUCUGACACAGACUCCACAGAGCUGGCCAGCAUCCUCUAGGGCCUGCUGUGUGGCCCGAAGCCACAAUACAGAGGGCCUGGGUCACCAGGCAACAUGAGGGAUCAGGACCUGUUUGCCCACUCACCGAACAGCUGCUCUCCAGUUGCCAGGAGGGGGAGCGAAAACCUGAGAGUAAGUGGCCCAGGACACCUGUGCUCACUGUGGGGCUGGCAGCUCUACUGCCUCCUGCAUCCCCUCUGCCCACCCAUGGGGCUGAGCCCUGGGGCUGCUACUGUGAAUAUGCCAAGGACUGAUCAGGCCUAGCCUGGACACUAAUGUAGAAACGUUUUAUACAGAGACUAAUUAAUAACUUAAUGACUGUGUACAUAGAAAUGUGUGUGUAUGUAUAUUCCUGUGAACUAUUAAUGUUAUUAAUUUUCAUAAAAACUGGAAAAUGGACCUGCCUGUUUC
This is a messenger RNA of Galeopterus variegatus (Sunda flying lemur), 2172 nucleotides long. It is a transcript of the gene MFSD2A, whose product is annotated as major facilitator superfamily domain containing 2A. Gene Ontology annotation, cellular component: membrane. The coding region runs from base 172 to 1761 and encodes 529 amino acids. Lineage: Eukaryota; Metazoa; Chordata; Mammalia; Dermoptera; Cynocephalidae. The transcript has 14 exons. The record is from RefSeq and is a predicted model, not a curated record. Gene Ontology annotation, biological process: carbohydrate transport. Gene Ontology annotation, molecular function: lysophospholipid:sodium symporter activity.